AUGAAGAAAAAGACAAAAUAUACUGCCACGUGGCGGCUUCUCUUAAAAACCAAACUAUUGAAAAAGGUGUUGUCAAUGCUAGCAGAUGAAAAGAAGCAGAAUAAGAAAGAGAGAGACAAUGCUCUUAAUGAGAGAGUUCCACCUCUCAAACUAUCUGGACUGUCUGCACAGGAACUGCAGGAUCUUUGCAGAGAGCUUCACCACAAGAUUGAUGUAGUUGAUGAAGCCCGAUAUGACCUUGAAGUGAAAGUGGAUAAAAAUGAAAAAGAGAUCCAGACUCAGACCCAGAAGAUUUGGGACAUGAAGGGUUCAAUGAACAGAAUCAAACUGAAGAGGGUUAAGAAGUCUACUGAUGCUAUGUUUGGUGCUAUGACCAAAUCCAAACUGUCAUCAAAGUCUGAUUUCAAAGCCAACCUAAAAACAGUAAAGAAAGAAGAAGAGAAGAAAGAAGAGGUGACUAACUGGCGUAAGAAUGUGGAGGCAAUGUCUAGAAUGGAGGGCAGGAAGAAGCUCUUUAAUGCUGUUCAAUAAAAAUGUACAAAGCAACUUUGUCACAUGAUGUCUAACAUAUUUAAUGGUUUGCAUUUCUCAGAUAUUGAGUGUUUUGUGAAGCAUUGUAAAAAGAUCUUUCAGUUAACUCUGUACCUAGAAAGGGAAAUGAGAUAUGUAUACCAAGACUAGGAGGCACCCACUACAUUUAUGGUUCUAUGUAAGAAAAUCCAAACUGUACAAAUUAGAUUAUUUAAGUUGUUGUUACUAUUGUCCAUUAAACACAGAAAACACUGUUUAUAUUGUUAAUAGGUGUGUGUUUUUGUAGGAGACCUUAGGACUUAGUUUGUCUUUACCAGUGCCUCCCCUUUUCUGCAAUUUGUAUACAGUCUGUAUACAUGUUUGGUGUAUUGAAAUGCUAAAUACAUAAUUUAUUCAUGAGAAUUAAG
This is a messenger RNA of Myxocyprinus asiaticus (Chinese sucker), 938 nucleotides long. Its product is annotated as troponin I, slow skeletal muscle-like. Gene Ontology annotation, cellular component: troponin complex. Lineage: Eukaryota; Metazoa; Chordata; Actinopteri; Cypriniformes; Catostomidae. Bases 1 to 531 code for a protein of 176 amino acids. Gene Ontology annotation, biological process: muscle contraction. The transcript is spliced from 6 exons. The record is from RefSeq and is a predicted model, not a curated record.